GCUAAGUAAUAUGACGCAGCGUAUGGUCGCCUCCUGCUGGAUAUCUCGCGCCAAAGCAGCAGCGGAGUCGUGGUGUCAAAACAAGACAACUUUUACUUUACAGAAUUGAUAAAUCUAGCAGCAACAAUGGCUGAGUUAAGCACAGGAAUUAUUGCAGAUAUUGUUGAGGGGGCUCAUCCAGAGAAUCCAGUUCUUCAGAUAUUGUCCAUGAAGCGCAUUCCUAGUGGUGCUCAAGAGCGCUACCGCCUACUGUUGUCAGAUGGCCACUGGACAAGCAGCUUUGCUAUGUUAGCCACACAGCUCAAUAGCAUGGUUGGCUCUGGUGAGAUCUCCAAUAACUGCAUAAUCACACUGAAACGUUACAUUUGUAAUACUGUUCAAGAUAAUAAGAAGGUACUCAUCAUCCUUGACUUGACGGUGGAUCGACCAGGUAAUGAAGUGGGAGGCAAAAUAGGAGACCCUGUAAAUUACGACCCCAACAAAAGCAGAGCUGAGCAGCAACAACCUCCACAGCCUUCCAGAAACACACCAACCAUGGCAGCAGCUAGUGGCAACCCACAACGGAAUCCUUUAGGACAACGCAAUCCACCAAAUUGUGGAGUUUCCCCUACUAAAACUCCAUCAGGUGGAAAUGUUCAUCCAAUCUCUUCCCUCACACCAUACCAAAAUAGGUGGACCAUCUGUGCUCGAGUUAGCAACAAGUCAGCCAUUCGGACGUGGUCCAACUCAAGGGGUGAAGGUAAACUCUUCUCGAUGGAUCUUCUUGAUGAAUCAGGUGAAAUUCGUGCAACAGCUUUUAAUGAACAAGCAGACAAGUUCUACGACAUGAUUGAGAUUAAUAAAGUGUACUUCAUCACCAGUGCUAGUCUCAAAACUGCCAACAAGCAGUUUAGUAAUCUCAAUAAUGAUUAUGAGAUGACUUUCAAUAAGAUGACUGAGAUUACACCCUGCCAUGAAGUAACAGCAAUCCCAGCCAUGCAGUUUAACUUUGUUCCACUUGAUCAACUGGAGAGUUUAGAGAAAGAUCAUAUUUUAGAUGUUAUUGGUGUGUGCAAGGAAACCCUUGAUAUUAGUACUGUUCAGCAAAAAUCAAGUGGCCGUGAGCUAAAGAAAAGAGAUAUACAAAUUGUAGAUGAUACAAAUAGAGAAGUACGUGUGACAUUAUGGGGAACCACAGCAGAAAACUUUGAUGGUUCUCAACAGCCUGUUUUAGCUAUAAAGGGAGCCAAAUUAUCAGAUUUCAAUGGACGUUCUCUGUCACUGUUAUCUUCAUCCUCAUUUCAGAUUAACCCUGAUAUUAGGGAAGCCCAUAAGCUGAAGGGAUGGUUUGACAAUGGUGGCAAUUCUGCAAACACUAUUAAUCUUUCCAACCAAAGAGGUGGUGGUAGUGGAGGCAUGGGUUCCAACUUCAAAAUGAUUUUAGAAGCCAAGAUGGAGAAGCUUGGAUGUGGAGACCAAGCUGAUUAUUUUACAACUAAAGCGACAGUUGUUAUGAUAAAAAAGGAAAACGCUCUAUACAGUGCCUGCCCAGCUGACUCGUGCAACAAGAAAGUCAUUGACAUGAACAAUGGAUUGUACAGAUGUGAAAAGUGCUGCCGCGAGUUUGACACAUUCAACUGGCGACUAUUACUUCAAGCCAAUGUUGCUGACUACACAGACAAUCUAUGGGCUACAGCAUUUCAAGACCAAGCUGAGAUGAUGCUAGGAGUUACAGCUGCUGAACUUGGUUCAACGAGAGAGAAUAAUAUUGAGGCCUUCCAAAAUAUCAUAACAGCAGCAACAUUCCAGAGUUAUAUGCUUAAGUUCAGAGUAAAAAUGGAAACUUACAAUGAUGAGAGUCGUUUGAAGUAUUCGGUGGUGUCAUGCUCGAAAUUGGAUCCAAAGGAAUACAAUCUUCGUUUGAUUUCAGAAAUAAAGCAAAUGUCUGGGUAGGCAUAAGUAAAUGGCUAGUUUACUUAAUUGUUCUCAUGAGACAUAUAUCUCUUUAGUUCUGAUUUCAGUAAUUAUGUAAUGUUUAAUAAAUAUUUUUAAUGCUGUUGAAAGUUCAGAAAUUUCAGUAACAUGAUUCUUUAGUAAUAUGUUUCUUUAGUAGCAUGGUUCUUUAUGAGUAAAUAUAAGCACUAGUUUGUGCUUCUUAUUUUCAUCCCAGUGAUGAAUUGUAUGCACAGGCAGUGGCCCAAUACAAAAGUUGAUUGUUAAUUUUGUAAAUAUUUGGUAGUGGAUUAUAUUGCCUGUGCCAGUGUGCAUAUUAGACAUUAUUUGAGGCCAGCUUGUUAUCGUCAUUGAACUAAUGUCAUGUAUCCCAGAAUGUUUAUAUGGAUGACUGAUGGUGAAUGCAUUUUCUUUGGGUUACCCUCCCUAGGUGGGGCAACCAUUAAGGUAAAAAAAAAUGGUUUGUUUUUAGUUUACCAUAAAAAGUAAUUCUCUUUUGUUAUUGUCAUAACUUCAGAAACUAAUAAUUAAAUACAUUUUAUCAUUUAAAA
This is a messenger RNA of Cherax quadricarinatus, 2483 nucleotides long. Lineage: Eukaryota; Metazoa; Arthropoda; Malacostraca; Decapoda; Parastacidae. The record is from RefSeq and is a predicted model, not a curated record.